Molecule: messenger RNA, 465 nt
Organism: Halteromyces radiatus
Lineage: Eukaryota; Fungi; Mucoromycota; Mucoromycetes; Mucorales; Cunninghamellaceae
Exons: 3
Coding region: 1-465 (154 amino acids)
Source: RefSeq, a predicted model, not a curated record
AUGUACUCUACUCAAUUACCCAAAAAAGCAGCAGGUGCCUUUACCAGCAAUCAUUAUAUCAAUAAUACUUCCACAGUUGCUACCAACAACAAUGACAAUAACAAUAUUGUAAACAAAACCUUGGUUUAUAUAGGUCCUUUUUCAGAAACUAUUCGACGAUACAAAAUGACAGCCUCUCUAUUCAGUAUAUGUGGUAUCUGCGCUGUUCCUGCUUUAUUGAGUACUGGUCAAGCUCCUGUAAUUAGUGUUGCUUUAGAUAUGUGGCUGGGGAUUGAAACAUGGACAUUCUUUGGUCGUAAGAAGGAAAACAACAUGUGGUUAUCACAACUUCGAGAUAUAUCUACACCCAAGGCUAUGCGUUGGCAAUUUGGAAAAGAGAAAUUCACAGUGGAACGUGGGAUUGUUGAUGCUGAUCCUUUUUUGAAACGGUUAGCGACUUUCUCUAUGGACAAGAAACAAAUAUAA